UUCUAUGUUGCAAUUUGCAACAUGUUUUGCACUUUAUUAGCAAGAGAACUAUGUAACUAUUAUCUCGGCAUGUAUAAGAUGACAUUUUUUUUUAAAAAAAGAUCAUAUCGCACUCGAUGUAUAUACUCGAAUAAAACACAUAAACUAUUCAGGCUGAGAAAGGACAGGUAGGCCUGCGCAGACAUCGAGCGACAAAUUGUCUCAAGAAUGUUUUUCUGUGAGAAAUAUAAUGACGGUAAAUAUUUUUCUCUCGACGCCAAUUUUAUCGAUCGUGUAAUCGCCCCUUCGCUUUCCGAGCCGAAGACAUGAAAUUACGAGUGUUUCGACUACAUGAUAUUUUGUCUACCACCUUACAUUAUCACUUAUACUGAAUUAGGCAAUUUACGCUAUAAUUUACAUUAAGAGUCGGAAAUUAUUAUAAUAUACUCGGUUCUAUCGACCCUUCGAAAAGGGGGGAUACGCGACCCUUCGUCAACCUUCUUUCAGUCAGACGUGUCUCGACUCUCGCAAAGUGAUGAUCUGUAUAAAGACUCGGCAUUUUAGCUUGCAUCGGAUUCUUUUGCUCGCGAUUGGCUUAUGGCCUUGUCAGCGAUCAAGGCUUGCUCAAUUUCAACUAAUUUUGUUUUUUGGUAUCCUGAUUAGUUUUAUUAUAUGUCAGUUUACAAUAAUUGUUACUGCAGAAUUCACUCUUGAUCUUGUCAUUAACGUUCUCUCUGUAGGAUUGUUUUUUAUUAUGUUGGCGAUUACGUACAAUUCUUUUGGGCUUAAUUUUGCUGAGAUGGUAAAAUAUCCCUUGGAGGAUCUUCAGCAGAUUUGUAACGGAUUAAAAGAUGAAAAAGAAAUUGCUAUUAUGAAAAAGUACGGGGACAAUUUGAAACGUUAUACUCUUACUAUUACGUUAUUUUAUAUAUGCAGUCUAAUUAUUAUUUUGCCAAUUAUUUCAUUGCCAAUCAUAUCGCGGAUUUUUGGCUUUGCUCUGCAUAUAAAUGAGUCUCAAUCACGUCGUAUAUUAUAUAAAUGUCUGCCUAAGUAUUUAGUCGACCAAGAAAACUAUUUAUAUUUAAUUUCGCUGUACGCGGAUGCAUCAAUAUUUAUUGGAGGGACUGCAAUGGUUGCAACAGGAAUGAUGCUCAUUGCGUAUCUUAAACAUGCUUGUGGAAUGUUAAAAAUUGCAAGUUAUCGCAUAGAGAAAGCAAUAAAUAUGCAGAACAAUGUUUGCCCAAAAAACGAAACUGCAAUGUAUAAAGGAAUAAUUUAUGCCAUAGAUAUUCAUCGUAUAGCUAUGAAGUUCUCCACAUUUUUAUUUUCCUAUCUUCAUUUAUCACAUUUCUUUUUAAUAAUAGUCGGUGUGAUUUGUUUGAGUCUGAAUCUUUACGCAAUAUCUGAGAUGGUGUUGCAUGGAGGCAACGUCGACCAGUUUCUGCUUCAUUUUCUAAUUGUAACUGUCAUUUUUUUAUACUUAUUUUUUGCUAACUAUGCCGGUCAAGAACUUACGGAUCACAAUAACGACGUAUUUUUCACCGUAUACAAUGUUCAAUGGUACGCAGCACCUUUGCAUAUACAAAGGUUGAUACUGUUUCUCUUGCAAAGGGGUAGCAAAGCUGUAAAUCUGAAUCUUGGCGGCGUGUCUGUAUUAUCUUUACAGUUUUUCGCCACGUUAACGAAGGCGUCGAUAUCCUACUUUACCGUUAUGUAUUCUACGCAGCAAUAAUGCAGAUAUAAGUCAUCCGAUAAUAUAUGUAUAAUAGUAGCAUAAGUAAAUAUAAAAUGCAAAUGCCCGAUUUCUUUGCUGUUAUAACAGCGCUAAUAUUGUUUUCUAUGCAUUGCACCGCUUGAAUGAUCGAAAAACAAUCUCAUAUAGUUACUUAAUUUCAGUUAUUUAAUAGUAUAUAGUAAAUAUAUAAAUAUAUAAAUACAUAUA
Messenger RNA from Formica exsecta, 1921 nucleotides. RefSeq lists its product as uncharacterized. The transcript is spliced from 9 exons. Gene Ontology annotation, cellular component: plasma membrane. The record is from RefSeq and is a predicted model, not a curated record. Gene Ontology annotation, molecular function: olfactory receptor activity; odorant binding. Gene Ontology annotation, biological process: sensory perception of smell; detection of chemical stimulus involved in sensory perception of smell. The coding region runs from base 515 to 1711 and encodes 398 amino acids. Lineage: Eukaryota; Metazoa; Arthropoda; Insecta; Hymenoptera; Formicidae.